Molecule: messenger RNA, 2442 nt
Organism: Sardina pilchardus (European sardine)
Lineage: Eukaryota; Metazoa; Chordata; Actinopteri; Clupeiformes; Clupeidae
Product: protocadherin gamma-A10-like
Exons: 1
Coding region: 1-2442 (813 amino acids)
Biological process (GO): homophilic cell-cell adhesion
Cellular component (GO): plasma membrane
Molecular function (GO): calcium ion binding
Source: RefSeq, a predicted model, not a curated record
AUGAAGACGGGACUCAAGGAUAUUCUGGUGUCAUACGUGAUGAUAUGGUUGACAUUUUUUGUUGCCAGUCUCCGUAGCAGCCAUGGCGAUUUGACCUACUCUAUUCCUGAGGAGAUGAAACCAGGAGCUGUGGUAGGGAAUAUAGCGAAGGAUCUCGGACUCGAUGCAAGAGGAUUAUUACAACGGAAUGCACGCAUAGAUCUGAAGGGUAAUCGCAAACGGUUUUGUGAGAUAAAUGCUCAGACAGGUGAACUGAAAAUCGCAGAAAUAAUUGACAGAGAAAAAAUAUGUGUGUUGAAAUCCACAUGCUCUUUAAAAUAUGAACUAGUGUUGGAAAAUCCGUUAGAGCUGCAUCGAAUUAUGUUGCACAUUCUGGACAUCAACGAUAACUCACCUCGUUUUCCCAAUGAACAAAUUAAACUGGAAAUCGCAGAAUCCGCAUAUAAGGGCGCUCGUUUUCCAUUAGAUGAAGCGCACGAUCCGGAUGUGGGAAGAAAUGGAAUUCAAAACUAUGUACUGGAAAAGAACGAACACUUUACUCUAGCUGUGCAUUCUAAUUCCGAUGGAGGGAAAUACAGCGAGUUGAUUUUGGAUAAAGAGCUCGAUCGUGAACAGCAGCAAGAGCUGUCAUUAUUGCUUACUGCAACAGACGGUGGCACUCCUCAGAGAUCCGGUACUGUAGUCAUACACGUCACCGUUUUGGACGCAAACGACAAUGUACCAGUAUUUAAUCAAGCCGCAUAUAAAGUCAGUUUAGUUGAAAAUUGCCCAGUCGGUACCGUGGUUGUCACUGUGCUUGCCACAGAUGCAGAUGAAGGAGCAAAUGGAGAGGUUUCAUAUGAGUUCAGCCGAAUAUCAGACGAAGCAGCUAGUCUCUUUGUUAUUGACAAGUUUACUGGAGAAAUUAAAGUGACUGGACCAAUUGACUUUGAGGAAGAAACUACUUAUGAACUCAGAGUUCAGGCUAAGGAUGGCUCUGGUUUAGCCUCUAAUGCUAAAGUUAUUAUAGAUGUCACUGAUGUAAAUGACAAUGCACCUGUAAUUAAUGUUAAAUCACUGAAAAAUCCAGUUCCUGAAAAUGCUGCACCUGGUACAGAGGUGGGCAUUAUUAAUGUGCAGGAUGAAGAUACAGAGGGAAACCGCCAGUUGCGUUGCACUAUUCAGCAAAAUGUGCCCUUUAAGUUAAAUCCAUCAAUUGAAAACUACUAUUCUCUGGUCACAACUGGUGAAUUAGACCGUGAACAAGUGACCGAUUACAACAUAACUCUUAUAGCCACUGAUGGUGGUAAUCCACCAUUGUCUUCCUCUAAAAUUAUUCAUCUCUCUGUGUCUGAUGUAAAUGAUAAUCCCCCUGUAUUUGAGGAACAGUCCUAUAGUGCAUAUGUGACUGAGAAUAACAAGCCUGGCUCCUCUGUCUGUUCUGUUACUGCGAGAGACCCAGACUGGAGACAGAAUGGCACAGUGUUCUACUCUCUGUUGCCCAGUGAGGUCAAUGGUGUUCCGGUCUCCUCAUAUGUAUCCAUUAAUGGAGACACAGGGGUGAUCCAUGCUGUGAGGGCCUUUGACUAUGAGCAGUUCAGAAGCUUCAAAGUUCAGGUUGUAGCCAGAGACAAUGGUUCUCCUCCACUCAGCAGCAACGUGACUGUGAGUGUGUUCAUAACAGAUGAGAAUGAUAACUCUCCUCAGAUAUUGUACCCUACUCCAGAAGGAAACUCCUUCAUGACUGAGAUGGUUCCUAAAGCUGCUCUUUCUGGCUCGCUGGUCUCCAAAGUGAUUGCUGUUGAUGCUGACUCUGGACAGAACGCGUGGCUGUCUUAUCAGAUCGUGAAGUCGACUGAUCCGGGACUUUUCACUAUUGGUCUCCACAGUGGAGAGAUCAGGGCUCAGAGGGACAUUUCUGAAUCUGACAGCAUGAAGCAGAACCUUGUGAUCUCAGUGAAAGAUAACGGACAGCCCUCUCUCUCUACAACCUGUGCCGUAUAUUUACUCAUCUCUGAUAACUUGGCUGAAGUUCCUGAACUGAAAGACAUGUCUUAUGAGGAGAGCAAUUCUAAACUCACAUCUUAUCUGAUCAUUGCUCUGGUGUCUGUUUCCACAUUCUUCCUCACUUUCAUUAUCCUGAUCAUUGCUGUGAGGUUGUGUCACAGGAGAAAGCCCAGACUGUUGUUUGAUGGAGCAGUAGCCAUUCCCAGUGCAUAUUUACCUCCCAACUAUGCAGAUGUUGAUGGAACUGCAACUCUCCGUAGUGCUUACAACUAUGAUGCCUAUAUGACCACAGGAUCCCGUACAAGUGACUUUAAAUUUGUCAGCUCUUACAACGACAAUACCCUCUCUGCUGGAAAUACUUUACAGAAGCCUCCACAUGACAAUAGUGACUUCCUUGACUUCAUUGAUAAUGGAUCAAAGGUUUCAACUCUGGUAAAUACUCUUACAUACUCUUAA